UCCUCAUGAAAUGUGUACCUGCGCCCUAAUGAGCCGCUGAAAUUCGUUUUGUGCGCGUCGGUUGAGCAGUUUGGACUAUUUACCUGCCGCAAACAUCACCUCCCACCUGGACGAGGGCACCGAGCUGAGUCUCGAGCCGACGGGCCGAGUGCAUUUCCGAACAAGACUUCGUGAAUCCGGAGUAGCGGAAGACGGCGGAAGGUGUAAGCAGUAAGCGGGUGAAUGUAGUGGGAAACUCCACGGAAACCUGUACAGGUACAAAAAAGUUUGAGUCGAGAGGUGUGCGUGUAGAGCUGAGAAACCGGCUUUGCGUUUCCGAGCCGAGGAAAAGGCAACCGAAGACAUCGUAUAAGAAGGACUUUACACCUGUUUUGCACCGUGGACCGGUUUUUCCUAAAGUAGCUGGGUCGGUGUUUAAAAGCCUGCCGUUUAAUUUCGUAAGAUAGCGGGGAAGGACCUCGGGAAUAGACCAUGCCACGGGCUUUCUUGGUGAAGAAAACGGGGAAUUCGCCCGGCAAGAGAAACUGGAGCGAUCUGCCAGAUCACGAACGCGGUGACAUUUAUAUUCCAGUCUCCAUGUCUCCCGUUGCGCUUCGCGAGGAGACCGAAGCCAGUCCGGCGGAGGUGGCGCUGUGCCUGUCCACCCGCAAGGACCACAGCAUGUACAAAUACAACCACAUGUACACCAAUGACCCCGGUGCAGUGGUUCCUGCGGCUGAACUCCCGUCGUGCACCGCUCUGGGCCAGAGUCCAGAGACCGAGCACAUCCGAAGCACACACAACAACACUUACGUGCGCACUAAAAUAAAGGUUACCACAGGUGAGCUUCCUAAAGAGGUUCUACCUAUUGUUCCUAGCCUAACUACAAGUCCACCUGCUCCUAUAGUGGCUCCUAGCUCCCCUCCUAAGUCACCGCCAGUGCAGCCGAGCGGUGGUACUUAUGUUUGCCAGGUGUGCCAAAAAGUUUUCCAGUACCAGCGCAUGCUGAACAGACACCUAAAAUGUCACAGCGAGCAGAAGAGACACCUGUGCGACUUUUGCGGGAAGGGCUUUAAUGACACCUUCGAUCUCAAGAGGCACGUCCGCACACACACAGGUGUUCGUCCGUACAAGUGCAAUCUCUGUGAGAAGGCCUUCACUCAGCGCUGUUCUCUGGAGUCCCACAUGAAGAAGAUCCACGGCGUCAUGCAGCAGUACGCUUACAAGGAGCGCCGCAGCAAGCUGUAUGUCUGUGAAGAGUGCGGCCACACAGCUUCUACCCAGGAUGCAUUGCUGCGUCACCUCCAUGUUGAUCAUCCAAACAGUGCCCUCCUGCGGGCCAAGGGGGCACGAAGACAGUCACCAAUGAUGAACGCUACCAGAGAUGACACCUCCCAACCUGGUUCCCCGCUCUCUCACAAUAGCGAUGACACUCUAGCACUCUAGGAUCAGGAGGGAGGUAGAGAAAGGGAUGUUUCCUAAAAAAAAUAUAUAUUUAUUUUUUAUAUGUGUAUAUAUAAAAUAUACACAUAAAAGUUUGUGAGAGAGUAAUUCUGAUGAAUUAUUGUUUCGUUCAGAAUACAGACACGAGGGAAGAGGUAAUUUAAAAAGAGAAAGUGAUGAAGUCAUGCAAAAUGCUGUUUUAAUGGCAGUACGCUGAGAUUCAGUUUACAUUUUUGCUGCAGAAUCAGGCUGUACAUUUUCUCUGUGAAACACAGAACAGCAGAGGAUAACGUCUACAGCAUAAAUAUGCACUACUUCAGUUUACAUAAUAAUAAUAUUAUUAUUAAAAUAGACGAGAUGAAACACAACUCAGGAGAAAUACACAGAUCAAUGUGACAUUAAAUAGUUCCAUUAUUCCUGUGUGGGACGAUGAUUUUAUGUAGCAAUGUUUCAACACUAAAAUGAACUCUGCGGCGACUGGUAGUUACAUAUCAGCAGUCCCUGAAUGUUUGAAAAAGGGAUUAUAAAAAGGAAAUUAAUUUUGUAUUGUUGAUUUGCUACUGUAUGUAAUAUAUACUUGCGUAAAUGUAUCAUAAAAGAUUUAUAUUUAUCCUGGUGUAGUUUUUAUAUUUUCCUGGGUAUCUGUUUUGCUAGAUUUUAUACAUUUACUUUCCCAUGUAACAACCUUUAAUACUUGUAACACUGUGCUUUUUUGUUUGGUUGUUGUUGUUUUUUUUGGGUUGCAUCAUAAUUUUUUUGUACUUUUUAUAUUCAGAAGCAUCAUAUAUGUAAUAACAUUUACAUUUCUUGUCACUGUUAAAUUAAGUAAGCUCUGUGUCAAUCUAUAACAACGCACCUACGCAAUAAAUGUUUUUGUUGAUGGUU
Puntigrus tetrazona (Sumatra barb) is the source of this 2307-nucleotide messenger RNA. It is a transcript of the gene ovol1a, whose product is annotated as ovo-like zinc finger 1a. The record is from RefSeq and is a predicted model, not a curated record. Gene Ontology annotation, biological process: regulation of transcription by RNA polymerase II; epidermal cell differentiation. Gene Ontology annotation, cellular component: nucleus. The transcript is spliced from 4 exons. Bases 472 to 1425 code for a protein of 317 amino acids. Gene Ontology annotation, molecular function: DNA-binding transcription factor activity, RNA polymerase II-specific; RNA polymerase II cis-regulatory region sequence-specific DNA binding. NCBI's taxonomy places the organism in Eukaryota, Metazoa, Chordata, Actinopteri, Cypriniformes, Cyprinidae.